This is a messenger RNA of Saccostrea cuccullata (small rock oyster), 2489 nucleotides long. RefSeq names its product collagen alpha-3(VI) chain-like. The coding region runs from base 89 to 1996 and encodes 635 amino acids. The transcript is spliced from 9 exons. NCBI's taxonomy places the organism in Eukaryota, Metazoa, Mollusca, Bivalvia, Ostreida, Ostreidae. The record is from RefSeq and is a predicted model, not a curated record.
UAUUUAAAACCCAUUCAAGCAUUGUCGGUUACAACAACAAACGACGAGACAUAAUAUAGUGCAAUAUAGAGGGAACACAAAAAUCAAAAUGAUGGAUUUAAGACUGAAUUAUGUUAUUUUAAUUCUAAUGACGUUUGGGGCGGUAAUUCUAGCUCAAAGACUUGAUGAUAACGAAUAUUACUGUGGUAACAAGCCAGCUGACGUCGUAUUUCUACUCGAUUCCUCCAACAGUAUUUGGGGACCGUACUUCCAGAAGCAACUUCAAUUUGUCAAGGAUGUGGUAUCCAUGUUCCAAAUCGGUAAAAACACCACCAGAGUCGGUGUUGUAACUUAUUCAUCUAGUGUUCACAAAGAAUUUUAUCUUGACAAGUUUUAUACAAAGGAGGACGUCUUCUCAGCAAUUCGUAACAUUAAACAGAUGCACGGAUAUGCUACCCAUACAAACAAGGCUAUUAAAUUCAUGAGGGAAAAAAUGUUUUCGUUUCACAAUGGGGCAAGAGAGGAUGUGCCUCAAAUUGGAAUCGUUCUGACGGACGGACAAUCGAGUAAUAUGUUAAUGACAGUGUGGGAGGCCUCCAAAGCCAAGAGACAAAAUAUCCACAUAUUUUCAAUUGGAAUCGGAUCCAGGAUCAAUGCAAGAGAGCUCCGAAUGAUGGCCACACGACCUGCCAGUGAAUAUUAUUUCAGAGUUUCAGACUUCAAUGCACUUCAGAACAUAAAAAACAUUCUGGCUGUCAGAACAUGUAGAGUUACACCAAAACCGACAACGACGACAACAACAACGACAACAACUACUACUCCAGCCCCGACGACGACUUCAUUGCUUCAAGUAGCACGAGAAGUGUGUAAAGAUGGAGUCAGUGACGUCAUUUUUGCAUUUGAUUCUACAACGAGCAUUUCGGACCUGGACCUCGACAAUCAAAUGUCGUUUGCAAAAGAAAUUAUUAACACUCUGAAUGUACAAGGUAAUGGCACUCGAAUAGGAGCCAUCUUAUACAGCGACCAGGUAGUUAACGCUUUGGACUUGAAUGACCUUUAUGACCGAGAUGAUGUCAUAGCAACCCUGGACAAAACCAAAAGAACUGCCGGAAAUAACAGACUGGAUUUAGCCCUCAAACAUAUUCGCACCAAAAGCUUUCGGAGAGGUCUAGCUAGAAGGAAUUCUGCUCAACUCGCUAUUGUGUUCACGGGAUCUCCUUCCACUUAUGAGAAAUAUACAACGAUAGAAGCUCAAAAAUCUAACAACUCUGGAAUUUCCAUCAUUCCUAUUGGUGUAGGGAACUUCGACGUUGAGGAAAUAAAAUCAAUUGCUGGUCCCUCUGGACAUUUUUAUCAAGUGCCCUCUUUCAAGGAUUUAUCUAGCCUUAUUGGAGAGGUGGCUUUGGAAACAUGUAGAGUUCCAAAAGCUGAGACACCCAUACAGGAUCAAGCAUGCGGCUCUCGUCAAGAGGCGGAUAUAAUGUUUAUAUUAGACAGUGUAAACGCGGGUCGCACAAAUACGAAGAGAGCACUGGCCUUCCUCAAAGAUCUUACGAAAGAACUAGCUAUCGAUAAAGACAAAAUUCAGGUUGGAUUGAUGUCGGCUGAAUGUCAACAAGACAGCCCCGGGUUUGCACUUAGCUCUAACAAAAAUGGAGAUGAAGUAAAAGAUGCUCUAACGAAGGCCAAGACGGUAGACUUUUCUGCUUUAAUUAAACAAAUGCGACAUGGAGCAUUUAGUCAUCGCCAAGGGGGACGACGUCACGCAAAGAAGGUGGCGGUACUCGUCAUAGAUGGAAGUCUCGAGAAACCACUUCGAGCACUCACCGAGGCCCAAAGAGCAAAGCUUCAUGGAGUUGAAGUGAUUGUGGUUCAAGUGGGAGAGGACAAACCUCAGGAGGAGGUUCUGAUGAUGUGCGAUUCUCCUUCCAAGGAAACAUUCUUCAAAGUAUCGGAUUACAAGGAUCUUCCGGCAGUGAAACAGAAAAUUUGGGACAGUUUAUGUGAUGAACUUUAAUGUUAAUCUUUAAUCCCAUGUUGUGGCCAUCUUCCUGUUCGAGACUGGAUGCAUUGAUCCACUGCCAGACAGAAGGAACAACAGUUUGUAGACAAAGGAAUGCGGGUCUUCUUUUAAAUACAUGUAGUUCAGUAAAUGUGACUGCCAUCAAUAACGAGAAGUCAUUCACAGGAGUAAAUAUUUAUAGCAUCUUAUUUCUCCAUUAUGUGUCUUAUAAAGGUAUUGCAUAAUAUAUAAAAGCUACCUGCUGUUUACUUCAUUUACACAGUUGAGAAAUUGUACCCGAGAAAAAAUAUUUUUUCCAUAACACUAAACCUCAUCAUAUCAUUCACCUAUAUGAUUUGUUCAUCAAAUUUUCUUUAAUCCAAUAUUUCUAUGUGAUUGUAUAGUACUUUUGUUUAUACGUUAUAUAUUUUUGUACUUUUGUUGUUGAUAUAUUUAUUGUUUAUAUAUUUUAUUCUUUGAAUGAUUCAUUAAACUGGUUUUACAAAAA